AUGAACGUGGGCACGGCGCACAGCGAGGUGAACCCGAACACCCGGGUGAUGAACAGCCGCGGCAUCUGGCUCUCCUACGUGCUGGCCAUCGGGCUCCUCCACGUCGUGCUGCUCAGCAUCCCCUUCGUGAGCGUCCCUGUCGUCUGGACCCUCACCAACCUCAUCCACAACAUGGGUAUGUACAUCUUCCUGCACACGGUGAAGGGGACCCCCUUCGAGACCCCGGACCAGGGCAAGGCAAGGCUGCUGACCCACUGGGAGCAGAUGGACUACGGGGUUCAGUUCACAGCGUCGCGGAAGUUCCUGACCAUCACCCCCAUUGUGCUGUACUUUCUCACCAGCUUCUACACCAAGUACGACCAGAUCCAUUUCGUCGUCAACACUGUGUCUUUGAUGAGUGUGCUCAUCCCCAAGCUGCCCCAGCUCCACGGAGUCCGGAUUUUUGGAAUCAAUAAGUACUGA
This is a messenger RNA of Pipistrellus nathusii (Nathusius's pipistrelle), 462 nucleotides long. NCBI's taxonomy places the organism in Eukaryota, Metazoa, Chordata, Mammalia, Chiroptera, Vespertilionidae. The record is from the annotation of a GenBank genome assembly.